Ooceraea biroi (clonal raider ant) is the source of this 2126-nucleotide messenger RNA. Its product is annotated as aladin. Gene Ontology annotation, cellular component: nuclear pore. Gene Ontology annotation, biological process: nucleocytoplasmic transport. NCBI's taxonomy places the organism in Eukaryota, Metazoa, Arthropoda, Insecta, Hymenoptera, Formicidae. The record is from RefSeq and is a predicted model, not a curated record. Gene Ontology annotation, molecular function: protein binding.
UAACACAUUCUGAUAUAUUUAACAGUUAGGAAGUUACGCGCGCACGUCAUUAAAAAAUGUGAUUACAACGCUCACGAAUUAAUAUAACUUUCUGUAAUAUUAUUCGUAACGAUUUCAAAUUGACUUUUCUUUUUUUUUCUGUUAGUAUCAGUAGGAUGUCUUUUGCUUUGUUAAGAAUAAAACUCGGUUUGAUAUUGUAGAAUAAAUAAUUGGCAAAAAUUACUUUUAAUAAUAUAACAACACCAAAUAAUAUAUUUUUACAUUGUUUUCUUGAUUUGCAAAUUCAUGAUCUUCAUUCGCAGAUCGACAAUAAUAAUUAACAAGUUCUUCAUAACGAUGAAAUUAAAUUAGGUCAGCUCCUGAAUAAUUCUCUCUGCUUGAAUUCUUCAAUUCUCUCGGUUUGACAGUGUCAGUUGGACUGGUCCGUGACGUUUGCGGAAUCGGCGCAGAGAUAGGUUAUGCGAAGCGAAGUUAAAACGAGUUAAAAACUCGUUCAUUUGUACCUAAAGUUAAAUAUAUAGGUUAAGUCGCCGCGCGGUAGCGGCUUAAACGCUGAACAAAUGCUGAAGAUACUGUCGCUCCACGAUUUCGAGUGCCCUGUUUUCGGUGACACGGCUGCUGUCGGCCUGAUAAAUGGCACCGUGCACUAUUGCACCUACGACAAGUUGCAGGAUGAAAUCCAGCCGUUCUCCAAGUACCUGCGGGGGUAUCCCGAGGUCGUCAUCACCCAGGAAAUGCUGACCACGCGGGAUUCCGCGCGUACCAUCAGCGCGGGCGAAUUGUUCCUACCCAUUCACGAUAGCGUCUUCAAGAAGAUCGCCAAUACUUGGAGGGAGAAAGGACUGUCUGAAGCCAUUCGCUUCACAGCGGCUGCAAAUCCGGAACAAGUCACGAGUGUCGUGCACUGGAUAGCGACAAGAUUAAAUUGCAUGUUGGACCUAAUGGAGAGAGGAAUCUAUCAGAGGGACGUGUUACCAACGUCAGGACCUGGAUCCGUCGCUGAUAUCGUUGCUACGCGGGAUUGGAAUGUAUCACUGAUAAGAUAUCUGGCCUGGCAUCCGCACUGUGCGCGUCUCGCAGUGGCUACGAGGGACGACAGGAUCCGCAUCUUUACGCAGGGCAUACUAGGCGUGCCAAUGUUGAAGCAUAACGCGCAGAAGUCAGUUUGCUGCUUGAGCUGGAGGCCUCACGCCGGUCGUGAAUUAGCAGUGGCGUGUUACUCCGGCGUGCUGGUUUGGACGAUAGAAUUGGGCGCAGCUGGUAAUCUACUUAGUCACGCGGUGCUCUUGAAGCAGAGGAACCACGCACCUGUCACGGGCGUCACGUGGCAUCCACAAGGUGACUUACUGGCAUCUUGCUCGCCGACGGACUUGAAUAUAAUAAUCUGGGACGUUUCCAAAGAGGACGGAGUCCCCCUGAAGCGCGUCGGCGGCGGUGGCGUAUGCUUCACGCGUUGGUCACUUUGUGGCUCGCGACUGUUCUCUGCCUCGUGCAGAAAUGUUUUCAGAGUUUGGUGUACUGGCGUUCCGACUCGGUGGCGUGCAGACCGGUGGACUGUACCUCAUGGUCGCGUGGCGACUGCAUGCUUCGGCCCGAAUUUGACGUUACUCUUCGCCACCACCGAAGAUCCUGCCACGAUAUUCUCACUGCCACUGCAGGACACCGUGUUUGACGUGAAGAAGGCAAUUGAUGACGACAUGAAAAUCGCGAUGCGUGUAAUCGAUUUAACGAAAGUGAAUUUCUGCGACGAUGACGGUGAUUCUAUCACGGUGGGGGGUAGAAUAGUUUCCAUGGAGUGGGAUUCGACGGGAAAGUAUCUCGCCAUUCUUUUCCAGGAUAGUCCAGUAAUUGCGUUGGUCAAAACAGUCCUAAGUAAUUUGUCGCGCAUAGUGGAAGUUCGGCCAAGCUGCCUCAUUAAAGGAUUUCCCGGAGAAGUGCCGAACUGCAUUAAUUUUUACCAGAAACGUUCAUCGUGGGUUUGCCUGACGAUAUCCUGGAGCAGCGGUCGCGUGCAGCACUUCCCGAUUGUCGAAGACGAGUCGCAAGUCGACGCCUCUACAUAUUCCACGAUCCUAUCUCACUCCAUGAAGACAAGUAAAUAUAGCUUUGAUUCACAGCAAUAUUAA